AUGGAUACACCAAACUCUGCCAAUACAACCUCAACCUCGACUCCAACCUCGACCUCGACCUCGACCUCAACUUCGACUUCCACAUUGGCACCACCAACUACAUCAACAUCCACCACAUCCACAACAUCCACAAAGAAUACAUUGAACAAUGAUGGCGCCGACAAGCCAUCUCGCGAUCAAUAUACUUCACUGGACGACCUGUCAUACAUAGCCAAGAGACAGGGUGGCGGAAGUGUGGGCGAUGUGGUCGAGCGCGAGAAGGCCGACCCACUCACACGUGACAGCGUGUCCUCCGACUCGGAUGCGCCAGAGGAACUGGGCGUGUCCAGUGUCAGGAGCGAGAUCAACUGCGAGCAGGUCAUAUUCAAGCAUAGCUCGUCUUCGCGAGUCACAAUGUUCGAUUCGCCAAGCAGUGGCGGCGAGACACAGAUGCCCUCGCCUUUCUCUGUUACUGGCGCAUCCACAUCCAAUGGUCACAUGGGCGUUGGCGGCUUCCAAAUGACGCCGCUAACAGUCACACCAACCAUGAAGACCAGCAUCGAACUUGAGAGCAGUCCGAGCGGUAGCUUCACCGACUCGCCAACGCCCAAGUCCAGACUAAGUCAAAGCCAAAGAAUUAGAAUGAGACGAUCUGACAGACGACUGUCACAUCGCAAGGCUAGAACACAUGAGCAUAAGAAGAACUUGCUUGGAGAGAUUAUAUAUAAGGGCCACCCUUCAUGGGCAUUGAUGCUAAACAUACAGACUGGCAUUAGGAAUGCUGUUGGAAAGAGUAUGAGUACGAGCGGCUCCAACUCGAAUAUGCCACAUCAGUUCCACACUCUACGCACUCCCAAGGACUUCAAGAACAAGACAGAAUUCUUCCACUCACCAAAGGAGCUCCGCUUUGACUCGGCAGGCUCUCAGCUGACAGAGGCGCAUUCGACAGGACCCUUCAAGUUUAAGGACUACUGCUCUACAGCUUUCCGUUUCCUGCGCUAUCAGUUUGGAAUCGAUCAGGCCGACUUCUUGGUGUCCCUGUGCAACACUUUGAAGAACGGAGAGAACGCGCUGCGCGAGUUGCCAACGCCAGGCAAGAGUGGAUCAUUGUUCUUCUUCUCACAUGACAUGAAGUUCAUCAUUAAGACUAUACCAAAGGACGAGGCCAAACUGCUGAGGCAACUGCUGCCAUCGUACACCGAUCACUUAAUCACCAAUCCAAACACAUUGCUGCCGCGCUUCUUUGGCCUGUUCAGGGUCAAGCCGCACGGCGGCCGCCAGGUGCGCUUCGUGGUGAUGGGCAACAACUUCCCCACACGCAAGAAGAUCCACGAGCGCUACGAUCUCAAGGGCUCCAUUGUGGGCCGCGAGGCAUCGGACAAUGACAAGAAGUCCGACACAGUGACGUUGAAGGACAUUGACUUUAGGAACCGCAAGAAGAAGAUCUGUAUCGGAGCACAGAGGAGAACGGCCUUUCUCGAUCAGAUCAAGAAGGAUUGCCAACUACUAGAGUCACUCAACAUCAUGGACUACUCCCUACUCAUUGGCAUCCACUAUGCCAAUCGCGACCCACCCUCGCCCUCCAUCCUACGCAGUACCCUCGGCGACAGCUUCGAAGACAAUCCACCAUUAGACCUUAAGGACCUCAAUAUAUCAUUGGGUGAUCUGACAGAACAUUAUACAAGUGCAUUCCAACAGGAUGAGGGAGGCAUUAAGGGAGUUGGAGAGGAUGGUCAUCAUAACGAGGAGCAUUACUUCAUGGGCAUUAUAGAUAUAUUAAUGUUGUAUAGUUUGAGAAAGAAGAUUGAGCACUCUUACAAGACGAUCAAGUAUGGAGCGAACGAGGAGAUAUCGUCCGUUUCACCAUCCGACUAUUCACAGCGCUUCCAAGAAUUCCUUUCUUCUACAAUUGUCUAA
Acytostelium subglobosum LB1 is the source of this 1896-nucleotide messenger RNA. RefSeq lists its product as hypothetical. Gene Ontology annotation, biological process: phosphatidylinositol metabolic process. The coding region runs from base 1 to 1896 and encodes 631 amino acids. NCBI's taxonomy places the organism in Eukaryota, Evosea, Eumycetozoa, Acytosteliales, Acytosteliaceae. The transcript is spliced from 3 exons. Gene Ontology annotation, molecular function: phosphatidylinositol kinase activity. The record is from RefSeq and is a predicted model, not a curated record.